Messenger RNA from Eublepharis macularius, 3632 nucleotides. Its product is annotated as zinc finger and SCAN domain-containing protein 31-like. The transcript is spliced from 4 exons. Gene Ontology annotation, molecular function: RNA polymerase II cis-regulatory region sequence-specific DNA binding; DNA-binding transcription factor activity, RNA polymerase II-specific. The record is from RefSeq and is a predicted model, not a curated record. Gene Ontology annotation, biological process: regulation of transcription by RNA polymerase II. Bases 314 to 1855 code for a protein of 513 amino acids. NCBI's taxonomy places the organism in Eukaryota, Metazoa, Chordata, Lepidosauria, Squamata, Eublepharidae.
CUGAGUGGCUUCCCCUCGCCGUUGCAUCGCUGAGCUGCAAUCGGUGGGCUGCAGAGGGGGCAGGUUGCAGUUCCAGGAGAGGGGCGAGCCGGGCUGGCCGCGCAGGAGGCGAAGUGCCUUUGGGUAACUGCCUCUUUAUCUAAAGACCCUCGACAGGCACUGCGAGAGCCUCCUGGAACCUGGGGGACUGAGCUCUUCUGCUGACCUGAUCCAGAGGUGAAGGACACACAUGCAGACACGCUCUCCAUGAUUGCCACAGAACACAGCAAAGGAGUUCUGAACCUGUGAGUUGGCAAUGGGAUAAGGCUUCUCUAUGGCCUCCCAGAAAGCGAUUACAAAACAGGCGGGUGCCUCGUCGGCGCUGGGAGUUCAAUUCCAGGCCCCGCUAGAGCAAAGAGUGAAAAUGGAAGAGAAGCACUCCUCCUGUUCCAGGUCAGCGGAGAGUGCACGCAAGGGUCCCCAUGUUGGUCAGGGUGGCCAUGCCAGGGAGCUCCUGCGCCGAGUGACACCACAGCAAAUUAAACAGGAACCAGACGAAGGGCUUGCCCAGCGCUGGGAAGCCCAGUGGCAGGAGUUCCUGAAGAUGGUACAGUCCCCUCAGUCGGGAUGGGGGAACCCGCAGCUGCCGGAGCUGAUGGCUUUCUAUGACCCAAAGGGUUUCCACACCUCACGUGGGAUGGCUCAGCAGGCCUUUGGCAGGGGAGGUGCCUGGAAGGUGAAGGAAGAGGUCUUGGAGGAGGACGCUGUCAGCUCGGAGACGCAACGGCAACGCUUCCGGCAUUUCUGCUACCAGGAGGCCGAGGGGCCCCGUGAGGCCUGCAGCCGCCUCCGAGAGCUCUGCCACCAGUGGCUGAAACCAGAGCGCCACACUAAGGAGCAGAUCUUAGAGACGCUGAUUCUGGAGCAGUUCCUGAGCAUCCUGCCCCCAGGGAUCCAGGGCUGCGUCAGGGAGCGUGGCCCUGAGACCUGCGCCCAGGCCGUGGCCCUGGCCGAGGGCUUUCUCCUGAGGCAACAGGAAGCAGAGCAACCACGGGAACUGGGCCUCGAUUCUUUUGAAGAAGUGACUGGGAGUUUUCCAAGGGUGCAGCAGGUCUGCCUGGGGACGUCUCGGAAGCAAGCAGGUGUCAGGUUGUUAAAUGAACAUGAGAGGCAGGCCGUGCGGUCACAAGACUACCCUGAGCGAGAAGCUCCAUGUGGGACGUCCUUACAGAAGCCCCGUGAGAAUCUCUAUCAUGACACAGGGCGAGCUUCUGAGAACCAGCUGAGACCAGAGAGGCAUCAGGGAAUCCACCCUGGAAAGAGAGCUGCUGAGGCCGUCCCCUGCAGGGUGGGCUAUGGGGACCUCAGCGAGAUAAUCUUCCAAGAAAGGAUGCAGGAGAACCAGCGGCAGAAGAGGUGUGUUGUCCUUCGCCGGCGAAUCCAUACCGAGGAGCGGCUCUACAAGUGCCAAGACUGCCGGAAGAGUUUCGACCAUCGCUCCCACUUCAUCCGGCACAAGAAAAUCCAUACAGGGGAGAAGCCCUUCCAGUGCACUGACUGCGGGAAGAGCUUCAACCGCAACUCCAACCUCACCACACACAUGCGGACCCACACGGGCGAGAAGCCCUACAAAUGCUCAGACUGUGGGAAGAGCUUCCGUUGGAGCUCGGAUUUUAUCGUCCAUGAAAGGACCCACACUGGGGAGAAGCCAUACAGCUGUGCCGACUGUGGCAAGGCCUUCCGGCGCAGCUCGAACCUCACAGCCCACGAACGGACCCACCGAGGAGAGAAGCCCUACAAGUGUUUGGACUGUGGGAAGAGCUUCACCCGGGGUUUAUAUCUAAUUGCACACAGGAAAAUGCACUCGGGAGAAUGAGCCCACAGGUGCUCGCAAAUUGAGCGGGGGGGGGGCAAUGUUAUGGUGCAACCUUGCCAAAUACUUUUUUUCUGGGAUAGGGUAGCGUCAAACACAUUUCUGACACCCAGCUGUGCCCACAGUGGUGAGUCGCCCGUCUGCAUUACAUUGGGAUGGGGUGUGUGGAUUGCAGGGCUAGUGCAUGCAUCCUCCAGGAAUGACAGUCAGCCAAGAAUUCUCCUUUCUUCUUCUGUAAGAUGAACUCUUUGCGCUCCUGCUUAUAAACCUUAUCCAUUCAAAUGACGGCUGGCUUUCAGCCUGCAACACGGUCAUGCCAGGCAGUUGUACGUUCACUAUAAACCACCAGAAUGAGGGUCUUUGCGUCCCACAAUGGUGUGUCCUGCAGAUUUGUGCAAAUGCACGGUUUAGUGGUAUUGGUGGGUUAGUUUUUCCUGUAAGACACACGCAAAAGAAAAACCCAAACAAGCAUGUUUCUAGUCCUCUUGGCUAUGCAGAGGGGCUUGAAAGCGUGUGGGUGAUACUUGGUUAACUGGGAAGGGGGGAAACAUGAGGGUUUCUAGUAACUGUGGGACAGAGGGCAGGGUUUCCACCUUAUGUCAAGUUUCUUGCUCUCUCCAAAUAGGAGCAGAAUAACUGUAAGUAAAGGCGUGCAGAUUUGCCUUUUUCCAUGAUUUAUUCAAAUGGCAGAGCUGAGUUAAAAAUUCUGAAACCCAUUUUUUUUGUUGUUUAAACCCAGCAUACCCUUUUGCAGCCUUAGCAUUGGUGUGGCAGAAGUUGCUGGGCCUGCGUAGGGCAAACCAUUUCACACAAAUGACUCAUCUUCUGAGGCUGCCCUUGUUAUUGUUAUUGUUACUAUUUAUUAUUUGUUCUGUCACUGUGCCAUCAGUUUACAAAAUAAGAAAGAUCCCUACUACGGGUCCUAUCAUAGCUAUAAACGUGAACAGUAAGAAUGAAACCUCCAUGCACAGAGGCAGUCUAUCUCUUGGUAAAAAAAUAAGACCAGGGGCCUUUAUGCUGUUUGUAGGCUUUGCGGAAGCAAAUGGCAGGCCAUUUUUUGCUCUCUUAUAAAAGGAUAAGAAGUUCAUGGUGCACUUUUCUAUCAGCAGUUAUGAAAUGUGGAAGCCAAGAAUGGAACCUCCACGUACAGAAGCAGUAUAUCUUUAAAUAUCAGUUGCUUAGAGAGGAACAGCAGCCGGAGGGGGAUGCUCCACUUUCAUAUCCUACUGAUGGGCUUCCUCAGACUCGCUAGCUGGCCACUCUUGCAAUCAGGGUGCUGGGCUAGAUGUCGUCAGAUUCGGCAGGACUCUUCCUGUGUUCCAAGGAGCUUAGUGUGGACAUUGGAGGAAGUUAGGAAGAGGCCAAAGGAGCACAGGGUGAAAGUGGUUGUGUUUCCAGCAGCUACUUCUCUUGAGAAUUGGGGCCCAAAGAGGAGCAUGAUAGGGCAGGAAUUGGCCUUGGAUUCAGAUACUUUACUACAUGCAAGAGAUUCUUGGAAAGACAGAAAUGUUAGUCCUAUGAGAAAUUGGCUGCUUACAUCCUGUGUGGUCCGAGGUGAUUUUUACUUUAUGUCAAUGUAGCUGGUAUUUAUACUUUUUUUUUUUUUAAAGGCACACUUGUUCUCUCCCUCCUUCAUCUAUAUUUUUCCCCAGAUUUUCAACUUUUCUUCUUUCCAGCAGUGUGAACCUCUUAGAUGGUCUUGUAAUAAAUUCUGUCCUCUUCCUGGAAAUGUUAUAUUUAUCGAUCUAUAUAUAUAUAUAUAUAUACACAUAUAUACACA